UCAGCCGGGCCCUGCCAGCGCCCGCUCACCGCCGAGUGGGCGUUAGGCUCCCGCGGCGCGAUGUCGGCACGGAGGCGGCGGAGGGCGGCUGGGGAGGAGGAGAAGGAGGAGGAAGAGGAGGAGGAGGCAGCGGGUAGCGACAAGGAAGUGGAUUUGGAGGAAAGACUUGUUGAAUUGGAUCUUAGAAGUGAUUCAGACAUUCCUGAUGUUCCUCCACCAACAGACAGCACUCCAGAAAUCCUCAAAAAGGCUUUGUCAGGCUUGUCUGCUAGAUGGAAAAAUUGGUGGAUCCGUGGAAUUCUCACUCUAGCUAUGAUUUCUGUGUUUUUUCUGAUCAUAUACUUGGGAUCAUUUAUGCUGAUGCUUUUGGUCUUAAGCAUCCAAGUGAAGUGUUACCAUGAAAUCAUUACUAUAGGUUACAGAGUCUACCACUCAUAUGAUUUACCAUGGUUUAGAUCCCUCAGCUGGUACUUCUUGCUGUGUGUGAACUACUUCUUUUAUGGGGAGACUGUAGCUGAUUACUUUGCUACAUUUGUUCAGAGAAGGGAACAGCUUCAAUUCCUAAUUCGUUACCACAGGUUUAUAUCUUUUGCACUCUAUUUAACAGGCUUCUGCAUGUUUGUUUUGAGUUUAGUGAAGAAGCAUUAUCGUCUGCAGUUUUACAUGUUCGCAUGGACUCAUGUCACUUUGCUGAUCACUGUAACUCAAUCUCAUCUUGUCAUCCAAAAUCUCUUUGAAGGCAUGAUCUGGUUUCUGGUUCCAAUUUCAAGUGUCAUCUGUAAUGAUAUUACUGCUUACAUUUUUGGAUUCUUCUUUGGCAGAACUCCAUUAAUUAAGCUGUCUCCCAAGAAGACCUGGGAAGGAUUCAUUGGAGGCUUCUUUUCCACAGUUGUAUUUGGAUUUGUUUUUUCCUAUUUUUUGGCUCAACAUCAGUACUUCGUCUGCCCUGUGGAAUAUAACAGUGAAACCAACAGGUUUGUGACCGAGUGUGAACCUUCAGAGCUCUUCCAGAUGAAGAAGUACUCUGUGCCACCAUUGCUUCAGGCUUUGUUGGGAUGGGAAACGGUGAAUAUGUACCCCUUUCAGAUGCACAGCAUUGCACUGUCAACAUUUGCCUCAUUAAUUGGGCCCUUUGGAGGAUUCUUUGCCAGUGGAUUUAAAAGAGCUUUCAAAAUCAAGGAUUUUGCAGACACAAUCCCUGGCCAUGGUGGGAUAAUGGAUCGCUUUGAUUGUCAGUACCUGAUGGCCACUUUUGUUCAUGUCUAUAUCACCAGUUUCAUAAGGGGUCCAAAUCCCAGCAAAUUACUGAAACAGCUGUUGAUACUUCAGCCUGAGCAACAACUGAGUGUGUAUAAAACCCUGAAAUCUCACCUUGUCGAAAAAGGGAUCUUGGAGCCAUCUCUGAGAGGGUAGCUUGGUAAAACAGAGGACCAGGAGAAACCUCCAUUUACAAGAAGCCUGUGGAAAAGCAUUGCAAAUCUGCACAUAGAUAAUACUAAAGGAAGAGCAGUUUGGUCUGGAAGAUGUGAAUGUUUCCUGAAAUUAAUGUGAAUGCUAUGACUGUAUUUUACUCCCAAAGUAACUAAAAUGCUUACAGAGUAACAGAAGUAACUUCUGCUGAAUGUUUUAGUUUCUCAAGUGGAUGGCAGCAGUCUUCCUUCAACACCCAGCCUGUUAGGCUUUGUAUUUGAAAAACUCCAAAACAUUCACUAUUAUUUUUCAUGAGUUAUUUAAUACUGUAAAUCCUAGCAACACUUUUCUGGCCUCCAGUAGUUACUGAAGCAUAAACAGAUGAGGCAGGUCACUUUUACAUAGCCCAGUGCUGAAAUUACAGUUGGCCAAACAAUACUUGUUAGCCUGGUCAAAGGGGUACUUACAUCCUGCUAUAUCAAACUACCUGCAUUUACUAAAUUGCUAUGAAGAUUAAACUUUGCUCUGUUUUUAGUUAAAUACCUUUUGUAUGAAACUAUUUCUUGCUUUCAAGAGAAAAAUAUUUUUCUUGAAAUGUAGCUGGACUGUUUAGGCUGGGGAGCUGCUGUUCUUUUUAUGUCAAUGUUAGGGAUUUUAAAAAAGCAUCUAUGUCCAAUAGUAGAGAUUACUUGAGAAAAUGUGAUUCUCCAACCCAGUGAAUAGAUGGAGGAGAACCUAGAGUUUAAGCCCUUGUUUUCCAUGGCCUGGUCAGUGUCUGAAGACAGUAAUGCAAGUCUUACUCCUUGUACCUCUUCCUUCUUUUUCCAUCUUUUUAAAA
Calypte anna (Anna's hummingbird) is the source of this 2248-nucleotide messenger RNA. RefSeq names its product CDP-diacylglycerol synthase 1 (gene CDS1). Gene Ontology annotation, molecular function: phosphatidate cytidylyltransferase activity. The record is from RefSeq and is a predicted model, not a curated record. The coding region runs from base 61 to 1413 and encodes 450 amino acids. The transcript is spliced from 13 exons. Gene Ontology annotation, cellular component: endoplasmic reticulum membrane. NCBI's taxonomy places the organism in Eukaryota, Metazoa, Chordata, Aves, Apodiformes, Trochilidae.